AUGGCUGAUAAAGUGGCUGAUGCGCGCAUGGUGUCGUGGAACAAUGGGACCGCGACGAAUCCGCCCGACCACGCUGGCCUUGAGGCGGUCACUUUGUUGUCCAUGGCCGAUCGCAUCCAGUACUGCAGCCUAGAAGAGUUUCGGAAGUGCUACCUGGAGGGCGUCGGAUUUAGGACGCUCGGAAGAACGCAACUGCGCACCAUCGAGGCCAGACUGAGAAAGCAAGGCAAACUCGACAAACACGGCUGGACGGCACUCCGGACCUGGGGCACUGAGGACGCGUCUUCCCCUCGCCUCCAGUGGACGGCCAUGGAGGUCGUCAUAUCCAGCAUCCAGCGCGCGGCACAGUGGGCGCACCCGAAGCGCUUCGGCGAGAAGAAGCGGAACGCCCAUUUCGAGAGCCGGUAUCGCGCGAAGAUGGCGCCGUUUCAAGAAGGGUAUAUGGAGCUGCUGAAGAAGAAGGCGCCGAGGGGAACGCGAUUGGGCACUGCUUUCGACGUGCCUCUGAUCAGUCGGGAGGACGCGACGCGUGGCUUGGUUUAUGGAGCUGACAUCGGCGUCUCGGUCUGCUGGGACAAUCGGGACGACGACGACAACACAGCGAUGCGGAGUCUCGUCAACAACAUCGGCGCCGCAAGUUUCCUCCUAUAUAACGAUCGCCGGCGCGCGUUCCAGUUCACUAUGACUAUGCGAGGCACACGCGUUCAGUUCUGGUGCCACUCGCGCUCUCAUUCCGUCGGCACCUUUCAGAUGGAUGUCAACAAGUGCUACAGGGAAUUUAUACACUUCGUCCUCUUUAUCCUCUACGCCAACGAAGCGCAGCUCGGCUUCGAUCCAACUGUCAUCCGUGUCGUUGAUGCUCAUGGUCGGCCUCAGUACCAGUUCGACGUCGUCCAUGAAGGCGAGGAGACCCCAAGGGUCUAUCAGACUCUCGACGUGCUCUUCCAAUGUGCAUUCACCAACGCACUCCAUGAUCGUGCAAUGGCGGUAUACCGCGUCUGCCCGGCGACGAAGGGCGACGGACUCUCGGCUAGAUUCGACCCAGCCAACCACCGUGUUCUCAAAGACUUCGCCCAAUUGGCCACCAAGCCUUACGAAUUAGCUGAACGCAAUCGAAUCCUGGAGUGUCUUAAGAACGCUGCUCAAACCCCAGAGGAACGCGCGAGAUGCGACGGCUUCUUCACGACGGUGCUCGCCGACUUCGAGGUUUUCGACAUGGCGGACCGGUCGCCCUAUCCCGAUCAGGCCUUGAACCUGGUGCCUCUCAGAAGGCGGCGAACCCUCGUCAAGGAAGUCUGCGACGACUUAUACGCUAUCGAAAAUGGGGUGCUCUGUUUCUACACAUUGGCCGAAAGCAGCACCAUUCUCUUGUUCUUCAUGCGCGCUGGCGUCGUCCACGGAGAUAUCAGCCCGGGAAACAUCUUGAUGCCGCUUGUAAGGCCGCGUUGUGGCAGCGAAAACUACUCGGCAGUCAGGAUCGCGGACUUCGAAUACACAAAGGACUACAGCAAGGCGGUGGAGGGUCUCAAAACCGGCACUCCGGAAUAUAUGGCGGUCGAAGUACAAGCGGGACAACAUCUCUUCUACGCCGAAGACGCUCCGGAAGCUCUGCUUGCGCGACACCACUGGAGCUACAACUUCUACUACGACGCCGAGCCGCUUAUCUGGAUCGCUCUCGACUUUGCCUUGUCCCGCUUCCGCCUGGAAGCGGGCGAAGAAAAGCAGCCUGAAGAGCUCUGCCAACAGCAGCUAUUCCGCGACUCAAUCAUCACCUGCUCCCCUGAGGGCACACACGCGCGUCAGGACCUCAUGAUGGGCGAAUUCUUCCAACUCGGCCGCCUCAAGCUCAUACUUGAGCGCGCGUACGGGCCGAAGUCCCCAAUGCUGCUUCUCGUCGGGCUCGUCAUCAAGAUGGGGAACGCGCAUCGUGCCGCUCAGGGGAGCCAGCUGAUUCCUGAGGACGAGGAACCCGGUGACGACGUAUUCAGGCAGCUGGAAAAGGAGAACUUCGACGAAGAUAUCUACAUCGUCAUGCACGAGGCUUUCAUGAUGAUCAGUGAAGCCUUGGAGGACGUGGAUCUGAUACCUCUGCGAAAUGCUGGGAUAGACCAGGAGACGGUUGCCUCGUAUGAUGCUCCGGAGCUGAUGAGGCAACUUGACCAGUCGAUCGUCGAUGCUCUCACGCCGGAGGAGAAGGCAUUGAUAGGAUUGGCGCCCGCACCGAUGUCCCUGGACGCUGCGAAGGAAGAGAUGCACGAGCAUCCCGACGAAGUCCCAUCUACUGCUCACUCGGAUGGUGAGGUAUCAUUGCUGGGACCGGUGUCCCUCGAGAACACUGCUAGUGAAGAAACGGCAAGUCACAGCGACCAUGUCGCAUCUUCGACUACGGACGAGGAACAACUCCUGGAUGACUACGCGCCAAUCAUGGAGCAUGCCGAGGCAGAGAGCGAGGAAGACCACUGCACAACCGCGGCGGCGCUUCCGCUCGCACACGAAGUCAUGGCGCCCAACAAUCGAGACGCUCGCGAGGCGGAAGAGCGGGAGGCCAGCGAGCUUAAGAGAAACAACUCUGGCCGUGUAACAUUCCCCUGGCUCAAGCUCGUAGGGGAGAGCGAGUCCUCGCCUGCCGCAUCGCACGCGGUGAAGAAGUCUCGCAAACGGCAGGAGAACGACGAGAACUGCCCGACGCCUGUCGUAGACAAGUCAUCGGUAGCAGAGGCCUCCAGGAUGAUGUUGCCGAAGUUUGGAGGUACGAAGUUGGGCAACCAACUUCCCUUGCAGGGCUAGGUCAAGCUUACGCGCUCGAGAGGAUGUCUACCUAUUUAUUUGCGUCUUUGGUCGUCAUUAAUUGUAGCACAUGUAUGCGCAG
Messenger RNA from Schizophyllum commune H4-8, 2869 nucleotides. RefSeq lists its product as uncharacterized. Gene Ontology annotation, molecular function: protein kinase activity. The record is from RefSeq and is a predicted model, not a curated record. NCBI's taxonomy places the organism in Eukaryota, Fungi, Basidiomycota, Agaricomycetes, Agaricales, Schizophyllaceae. The transcript has 7 exons. The coding region runs from base 1 to 2787 and encodes 928 amino acids. Gene Ontology annotation, biological process: protein phosphorylation.